This is a messenger RNA of Colias croceus (clouded yellow), 1834 nucleotides long. RefSeq lists its product as uncharacterized. The transcript has a single exon. Bases 49 to 303 code for a protein of 84 amino acids. NCBI's taxonomy places the organism in Eukaryota, Metazoa, Arthropoda, Insecta, Lepidoptera, Pieridae. The record is from RefSeq and is a predicted model, not a curated record.
UAUGUUUCAAUACUUGCAGGCAACCUCAGCCAAAUCCAACACGUGCCGAUGGGGCCCGGCUCGCGCAUGUCGCCGAACCUGAACACGCACCUCCUCAAUCAAUACAGUUUGAACGGCUACCGAGUGCCCCCACAGCAGCAGUUCAACAACCUGCCCGUGCAGAUGAUGAACGUACAACCAACUGUACAGUACCCAGCGCCAGAUCCAAGGGCACAGCAACCUAAUGUGUAUGCCUAUGCGGGAUACAUCAACCCUCCACCACCUCUGACCAUGCAAACUUUAAAUUCCACAAUGCGUCGGUAGCCUCGACCGAAGACACAGUGCCGCAAGUGAUAGUGCAGUGAGAGUGCAGAAAUAGUGAUUAAACUGUGUACCAGUGCUAAGGACGUUGUAUUGGACGUUUGUUUUGGACGGUUUCGCGAAAUUAAACUGCGUUGUGAAUACUCAUGCGGGAACUGAUUGACUACGAGUGUUAAGUUAUAGUACAAAUAAUGUUAGUGUAAAUAUGGAAACGUAACACCACUUGAGUUGCCUUGUCAGUGUUUCAGUUGGGAGAGGCAGCUUUUUGUUUGAGGGCGUAUGUGUAAGGGGUGGGGCAAAUUGCUGAUAACACGAGCAUGAUUUUGUCAUGACAUGCUUCCGAAUUUCGUCCAAAUGUUUUUUAAUCGUAAUUGUAACUAUGUAUUCUGUUUAUUUAUUAUGUUUAAUAAUAAUUUUAUCAAUUUACUGUAGUGUAAUGUUAUAUUAAUUUUGGGCAACUUGCUUAGGUUUUUGUUAUGGAUUGAUCACUACAAUUUGGCCCCAUCCCAACUCGCACCAAUGUUAGUAAAAAUAAUGUGUAUGUAGAUUCUCUCUGAGGAAACUGACGAAAUGUUGAGAAAAGUACAAAAUUACUGAAUAAAAAUGUAUUUAAAGACUUAUUUUGUAUUUGUACGGUCAAUGAAAUGUAGCAUAAUAAUUGUAUAGUGCAAUAAAGUGUGGAAACAAUUGCAAUUUUUAUCCGUUUACAGUUUAGAUAUCGGCACAUGAACUGUGAUAAUCUUUUGAUCGGACAGUAAUAUAUCGGGGCUUGUUUAAAUCAUGUAAGUAAUAUUUUAUAACUCCCAAAGAAAUCAUAAGUAUUAAGUGUUUUAAUGAGAGUUGCGUGCAAUCGAUUCGGAAAUUGUACCGUUUUAUGUAAAAAUUUGUUUAAAAUGCUUAUGUUUUAUGUGUAUAUGCUGUUUUGUUUUUCCAUUGAGAUGUAAUAUACAUACAUAAUCUGUACAGUCCGCGUAUAGUAAUAAUAUUACCAUAGGUCCGUCUGAUCUGUUCAUAAAAGUGCCUCUUUCUCGUCCCAAACUAUGCUUAAUUCCAGUGUAAGAUAUUGUAAAUGGACCGCUUUACUUAACACAAGGCUGUAUUCAUAGGAUCAAUGACGCUAGUGUAUUUGUAUAAUAAUUUUUAAUUUUAUCCAUGUGAUAGUAUUAGUUCACGUUAGCGAGUACGAUUGGUGAGCCAUUUCAUAUGAAACGGGCCUAAAGAUUAAUUUUAUAUUUUUUUAAUAUAAGUUUUAACAAGCUAAUUUCUUUUACGCUUUACGUUUAAGGGUUAUUUUUCGUGUUAUCCUAGUUAUUUAUUGCCAAAUGUUAUUAACAAUCGCGGUAAUUAAAUUUUAAGUUACGAUUAGUUGCGUCGUCGCGAGACGAGGCCUCCCUACAGUAAAUUAUUUGUAAGAUCUGCUCCUUACGUUAUAAAUGUUAUUUGUUACUAAUGUGUAGAAUAAAGAAUAUUGUAAAUACAAUAACAAUAAGACCUUGUAGCAGGUGUUAUCACACAAAAUAUAAUUUUGUGAAAA